Volvox carteri f. nagariensis is the source of this 735-nucleotide messenger RNA. RefSeq lists its product as uncharacterized. Bases 1 to 735 code for a protein of 244 amino acids. The record is from RefSeq and is a predicted model, not a curated record. Lineage: Eukaryota; Viridiplantae; Chlorophyta; Chlorophyceae; Chlamydomonadales; Volvocaceae. The transcript is spliced from 6 exons.
AUGAAUACGGCCACUCUGGGCGCAUCUUCCGAAUUGGGCUCCGAAACCAGUCACGAAGCCAAAAAGCUUCUGGGCCCUGCGGCGUACCUAGUCAAAGCCCCGGCCUCCACUCCCGCCACGGCCAUCAAAGCCGCUGGCACCAAGAUGGCUGGGGGGGAAUCUGGUUCCGGAGCGCAAUGGGGAGAGAAGGACAAGGGCAAGGGCAAGGGGGGAAAGAGAGGGGGUUGGAAGGAGACGGUGGAGCAGAUUCAUGAGCAGGUUUUAAAUUUGACUGCGGGAAACAGCCGUCAGCUGGCGAGCAUGUUACAGGCCUGUCCUGAUGCCCUGUUGGAUGACGGCCUGUUGGACAUCACAUACGUCACAGGCGGCGCCGUGGACGGGGCCACAGCCCUGGUUGGGGAGAUCUUGGCCCGCGGUCUGGACGCCGCCCAGCCCUCCAAUGUCCGUAUCCUGAGGGUUCCUUGGAUCUUGUUGAUGGUGGAGGAUCCGGAUCCAGAUCUUAUGUGGCCGGGCAACAGGGACGGCGAGCCCGUGCCUCCCGGGCGUAGGUUUGUCCUGGAGGCGCUCCCCCGCCGGGUGGCCAUGCAUUUGCCUGAGAGCAGUCGGGACCUGCUAACGGAGGGGGCCGACCCACGGGUCAACGCGCCUGUCAUCGCAAUAAACCGAAUGCGCAAGGGCGCCAUCCGGGCCAUGCUGGCCCAGGUGCGCAUUUGGACCUGUGUCGGAUGUGUUUAG